Molecule: messenger RNA, 5528 nt
Organism: Betta splendens (Siamese fighting fish)
Lineage: Eukaryota; Metazoa; Chordata; Actinopteri; Anabantiformes; Osphronemidae
Gene: robo3
Product: roundabout, axon guidance receptor, homolog 3 (Drosophila)
Exons: 28
Coding region: 658-4794 (1378 amino acids)
Biological process (GO): cell-cell adhesion; axon guidance
Cellular component (GO): axon; plasma membrane
Molecular function (GO): protein binding
Source: RefSeq, a predicted model, not a curated record
GGCUGCUCGGACCGUGGUGUGUGAUGAGGCUGUAGUAAGUCAGACGUAGAAGCGGAGCGGAGCGGACGAAACUAGACAGACGGGACGAAACAAAAGCGGCUCCGCGUUCAACGGGCACAGCGGACUUUUCCCGUCGGCGCCGCCACUUUGUGCACUUUGUGGAUUAGUUCACACGAAGAAGAAUGUGCCGUAGCGCGUCUGGUUAGGAGGAAGAGGAGCGCGAGCUGGACGCGCUGACCGGGCGCUGCCGCCACUCCGAGCCGCGUCUGCGCUCGUGUCUCGCCGCGUCUGCGCUCGUGUCUCGCCGCGUCUGCGCUCGUCUCUCGCCGCGUCUGCGCUCGUCUCUCGCCGCGUCUGCGCUCGUGUCUCGCCGCGUCUUCGCUCGUCUCUCGCCGCGUCUCCGCUCGUCUCUCGCCGCUCGCCGGUGCCAGCAGCGACUCGGGACUUCUGGAAGAGCGCGCCGGCGCGCGCGCGUGGAGAUGCUGGAGCCGAGCGUUGUGUCGCGCGGCUGCUGAGAUGCUGCCGGUGGAGUUGGAUGCAGUUUGCGGAGGUUUCAUCUCGUAGGCUGCGUUCGGACCCAAAGCGCUGAGCUGCUGCCGGAGCGCCCGUCCCCCGAAGCCCGAGCGACCGUCCACCUAUGAGCAGCCGCGGAGGAGGAUGGAGAGCCGCCUGACACCGGUUGUCCCGCUGCUCGUCUUUGCGCUCACAACUUUGGCAUAUGGCUCCCGGCCCCGGCUGGAGGACGCGCCCCCGCGGAUCAUAGAACACCCGUCCGAUCUGAUCGUGUCCAAGGGCGAGCCGGCCACGCUCAACUGCAAGGCCGAAGGGCGGCCCACGCCCACGGUGGAGUGGUACAAGGACGGCGAGCGCGUGGAGACCGACCGCGAGGACCCGCGCUCGCACCGGAUGCUGCUGCCCAGCGGCUCCCUCUUCUUCCUGCGCAUCGUCCACGGGAGGCGGAGCAAGCCGGACGAGGGCGUCUACGUGUGCGUGGCGCGCAACUACCUGGGCGAGGCGGUCAGUCGCAACGCGUCGCUGGAAGUGGCCAUUCUGAGGGAAGACUUCCGUCAGACUCCCAGCGACGUGGUGGUGGCAGCAGGGGAGCCAGCCGUCAUGGAGUGCAUUCCCCCCAGAGGACACCCUGAGCCCACCAUCUCCUGGAAGAGGAACAACAUCCGGGUCAAUGACAGGGACGAGAGGAUCACUAUCCGAGGAGGAAAGCUGAUGAUUUCCAACACCAGGAAGAGUGAUGCUGGCAUGUACGUAUGUGUGGGAACCAACAUGGUCGGGGAGAAAGACAGCGAUCCUGCUGAACUAGUGGUGUUUGAGAGGCCGGUUUUCACCAAGCAGCCGGUGAACCAGGUGGUGCUGGCCGACGACACCGUGGACUUUGUGUGCGAGGUGCACGGAGACCCGACUCCGACGGUCCGCUGGCGCAGAGAGGAGGGGGAGCUGCCGCGGGGCAGGUUCGAGAUCCGCAGCGACAGCAGCCUGCGUCUGAGCCAGGUUCGAGCCGAGGACGAGGGGACGUACACCUGCGUGUCUGAGAACAGCGUGGGGAAGGCGGAGGCGUCGGGGACGCUGCAGGUGCACGGCGACGGCCCAUUCAUGCCUCCCCAGAUCGUGAUCCGGCCGCGGGACCAGAUCACGACCCCGGGCCGCACCGUGACCUUCCUCUGUGGGACCAAAGGGAACCCCCCGCCGGCCGUCUUCUGGCAGAAAGAAGGCAGUCAGAUUCUGCUGUUCCCCGUCCAGGAGCCGUCGCAGUCGGGCCGCUUCUCGGUGUCGCUGAGUGGGGAGCUGACGGUCGCAGACGUCCGCGUUGAAGACUCUGGCUACUACAUCUGCCAGGCCAUCAGCGUGGCCGGCAGCAUCCUGACCAAAGCCCUGCUGGAGGUGGAAAGUGAGCCUUCAGACCGCGUCCCUCCCAUCAUCCGCCAGGGUCCUGCCAAUCACACUUUAGCUCCAGGUUCCACUGCUCAGCUGCACUGCCACAUCAUGGGCAACCCUGUUCCCAGCAUUCAGUGGGAGAAGGACGGCCAGAGGAUCCUGGGAAACGAUGGUCGCGUCAGCUUAAUGGAAAACGGCACCUUUCAGAUCACGCACCUCCAGGAAACAGACUCUGGGGUUUACACCUGUCUGGCUUCCAGCUCCAGUGGAGAGACGAGCUGGAGUGGAGUGCUCACCGUCAAAGAGAGCGCAGACACGGCGGAGGCUCAGGCCGCGGAGCCCUUCCAGCUGCCAGGUCCACCGCACAAACCCAUAGUCACCGAUGUGUCCAAGAACAGCGUUUCUCUGACCUGGCAACCCAACGCCCACGAGGGGGGAGCUGCUGUCACCUCCUACAUCAUCGAGGCCUUCAGCCAGUCAGCGGGCAGCACGUGGCAGACUGUGGCCGACGCGGUCCGGAUGGAGACGCACACGAUCACCGGCCUCUUCCACAACACCGUGUACCUGUUCAUCGUGCGAGCCGUCAACGCCUACGGCCUGAGCGACCCCAGCCCCAUCUCUGAGCCCGUGAGGACGCAGGAUGUGAGUCCGACGGGUCAGGGUGUGGACCACCGGCAGCUGCAGAGGGAGCUGGGGGAGGUGGCGGUCCAGCUUCAGGAGCCGGUGAUGCUGACGCCAGCUUCCAUCAGAAUAUCCUGGACCGUGGAUCGUCAGUCGCAGUACGUGCAGGGCUACCGCCUCUUCUACCGGCCCAGCGGCACCAGCUGGCUCCUCCAGGACAUCCACUCCCCCUCUGAGCGCAGCACUGUGCUCACCAGCCUCCUCAAGGGAACCCAGUACGAAAUCAAGAUCCGGCCCUAUUUUGAUGAGUUCCAGGGCAAGGACAGCCGAACGUUGCUGAUUCGAACCCUGGAAGACGCCCCCAGUGGCCCGCCUCGAGCUGUUACUGUGGCAACAGUGAAGCUUGGCAACAGCUCCAGCGUCAGCGUGUCCUGGGAGCCUCCGCCCAGCGAGGGGCCCGGCGGCGCCGUCCACGAGUACCGGGUGUGGUGUGUGGGCGUCAGCGGAGACAACCAGACGCGCUACCACAUCAACAGGACCGUGGAUGGCAGCACCUUGGCCACGGCGCUGAGAGGCCUCAUGCCCGGCGUCACCUACCAGGUGGAGGUGGCGGCGGUGACCGGCGCCGGCGUGGGCGCUCGAAGUCAGCCCGUGUCCGUCCUCAUCAAGCCGCCGGCCCAGCAGGCCCCGGCGCCAGGCGGGGGGGCCCCCGGCGAGGGGGGGGAGGAGGGCAGCGUGAGCCUGGCCGAGCAGAUCACAGAUGUGGUGAAGCAGCCGGCCUUCAUCGCGGGCAUCGGCGGCGCCUGCUGGGUCAUCCUCAUGGGCUUCAGCGUCUGGAUCUACUGCAGGCGCAAGAAGAGGAAGGAGAUGAGCCACUACACGGCCUCCUUCGCCUACACGCCGGCAGUGGGGUUCCCUCAUGGAGACGGAUCAGGGCUCAGCGCACGGCCUGGCGUCCUGGGGGGCAACUACCCGUGGCUGGCAGACUCCUGGCCCACCACCAACCUGGUCCACAGCAGCAAGGAGACGGGCAACUGCUGCUCGGCCAAUCACGACACAGCUGAGAGAUACUACAAUGAAGCCGGCAUCUCCAACUACCUGAACCAGACGGAGAAGUUCAGCAUGGGCGGCUCCACCGAAGGUCCCAUCUACAGCACCAUAGACGCCACCAGCGAAGACCUGCACAGCUUCGCCUACGCCCAGCACAGCUCCACCACUCCGUACGCCUCCACCUCCAUCAUGCCGCUGGGCAGCCAGGUGCAGGAGCAGCCGGAGCGGCUGUGGGCCAGCGAGCCGGGGCCGUCUGGAGCUCAGUACGCUCAGCCGGAGCGCUGCAGCGGUAAGCCCAAGCAGAAGAGCAUGGGAAAGGCUGUCAAGACCCCGUCCCUGACCUGGAUGGAGGCGCUGCCCCCCCCUCCCCCCAUCGGAGAGCUGGAACACGACCAGAGCCUGGAGCAUGAAGACGUGGACAUGGGCUCGGACGAGGAGUGGUGCCCCCCCCUCCCAGAGAGGACCUACCUGAUGGAGGGCUGCGAGGACGGGCCCUCGCUGCCGCAGAGCAACGCCGCCUCGUCCCCGGCCCCCUCCUACAGCCACCAGUCCACCGCCACGCUGACGCCCUCCCCCCACGAGGAGCCUCCAGCCCCCCACGACCUCCCCCGCCUCCCCCAGCCGGACCAGCAGGCGCCGCGCAGACGGGUGCCUUGUGGUCCGGUGCCGGUUCCACAGGCGCCGAGCCCGCCGCUCACCCAGUCCCACCAGCAGCACGGCCCGGCGGAGGCGGCAGCGCUGGACGGCCACAGCCCCGGCCUCCGCUGCGUCCACAGCCAGUCUCCAGCCCUGAGCGAAGGCGGCGGCGGCGCACACAGCCCCGCGCAAAGUCGCUCGCCAGCAGACACGUGCACCGCUCCCAACCAGAAAUCACGCAUGAAAAAGAAGGCGUCCAAGGGUUCAGCGUACAGAAGAGACAUACAGGGAGACCUGCCUCCACCCCCGGAGCCUCCUCCAGAAGAGGAGCGGUUGCAGGGGCCCCAGGCCUGCGUGGAGCCCAACGGCCCGUCCUCCCUGGAGAGGAGCGAGCGCUGCAACGGGAGCCACCAGCGGAGAGGCUCGGGGCCAAGAAAUGCCGACAGUGAGGAGAUGCUGCUGUACGGUGGGAAGGCCGGCUACCUCUCCAGAAGUCAAAUGUCUGGGAACUGCUCCACCACUGGGAGCUCCUCAUCCAGAGGCUCCACAGGUUCCCGGAGUCUCACCUCAGCCAGGAAACACGAGGAAAUGAGAUAAGAGGUCGAGGGCCUGUGUUGAUGCUUCCAUCCUCCACCACUUCUUCCUCCUGUGGACACAAUGAACUGAACUAGAGGAAGCGUUUCAAUAAACCAGACUCUAAUCAUCGCUGUGAAAGAACGAACAAAAACUUUCUAUCAUGUUACUUUGGUAUUUCUCUGAUUAUUUAUGAGCUGUCAGCUUCCUUCUUCUCCUUUGAUUUGUAAAUACCUGUGUCUGUACUGUUUUCCGUCGGCUCUGGAUACAGGGAAAGAGGCAAAUAAUGUAUUUAUGAGGAUAAAAAGAAAAACUCCCGCCUGAAGGGGAAAAGGCUGUUAUCAAACCUAGCGCUGGUGUCUUGAAUGUGCCAACCUUUUAGUCCAGAUGUAAACUUUUUUGGAGACGCAUUACCUACUGUUGCACUCGCUUGCUGUGAUGGCAACGCAACAGAAAACACGAAGCACAAUGUGUGUGUUGCUGGUCGAGAAAAGCCAAAACGAGCAGGUUCCCUCCAGGAAGGAUGGAACGCGAAGUCCUCCACGAAUGUCACACUUUUCUAUGUUUCCUUUUUCUGCAGCAGACAGGCUUCAUGAGAGUAUGAUUGUACCCCCCCCCCCCCCCCUUCCGUGUUCAUCUGAGAAGGCAGAUGUGAGAUAACAUUUGCGUAUACUCCGGAACAAAGAAGUUGUUUGUGGGCUGACAUUUUUUGUACUCUUGUUGUUUUGUAAAUGUACAAUAAAAUACAUUUGCUGAUC